UGGAGCUGCUAGCUUGGGAGAUGUUUGAAUUGAGAACUUUCAAGUGGAUUUUUUGGUGAUUUGGAGAAUUAUUAGGUCACAUGGUUGUGAGAGUUGGGAUUUAAAAAAAAAAAAAUGUCUUCCAAAGUGAUCUACUCGCUCAGAGAUCCUGUCCCCAAGAAAAGGGAUGACUUCGAGGACAUCCUUGAGGAGAGGAGGAACUCCAGUGACCUGAGAUACGCCCUCAAGUGUUACACACCUGCCGUGUACAGGAACCUGGUGCCGUGUAAAGUCAGCGUCCUCAAACACCUCAUCCUGCAGUCCGAGUCCCUGAGAUACGUCAUCGAUCAGGUGUCCAUGGAGAGCGGCGAGUCCCGAGAGGUCCUGCAGGAGGAGGCGUCUCAGGUCCUGGAGGAGAUGGCUCACCGGCUGCAGCUCAGCACCGUCCGCUUCUUCGCCUUCAUGCUCAGCAAAGCCUUUAAAGCGCUGUACCGCAGUGUACGGGUCAACGAGGAGGGCUUGCAGAGACUUCAGCAGGCCAUUCAGGAGCAUCCGGUGGUGCUUCUGCCCAGCCACCGCAGCUACAUGGACUUCCUGAUGAUGUCAUACCUCCUGUUCACCUACGACCUGGCACUGCCCGUCAUCGCUGCAGGAAUGGAUUUUAUGAGCAUGAAGUUCGUUGGCGAGAUGCUGCGCAUGUCAGGAGCGUUUUUUAUCCGCCGCUCCUUCGGAGGAGAUAAACUCUACUGGGCUGUUUUCUCAGAAUAUGUCAAGACCAUGCUGAGGAACGGUUACGCUCCGGUCGAGUUCUUCCUCGAAGGCACCAGGAGCCGAACGGCAAAGUCUCUCACGCCAAAGACGGGUUUGCUGAAUAUAGUGAUGGAGCCGUUUUUUAAAGGUGAAGUCUUUGAUGUCAACCUGGUUCCAGUGAGUAUAAGCUACGAGAGGAUUCUGGAGGAGUCUCUGUACGCGCGCGAGCUGCUCGGCGUCCCCAAACCCAAAGAGUCGACGUCUGGGCUGUUAAAGGCCAGAAAGAUCCUCAGUGAGGAUUUCGGGACGAUGCACGUGUACUUUGGAGCCCCCGUGUCGGUGCGGAGCCUGGCGCAGGGACACAUCAACCGCUCGCAGUACAAUCUGGUCCCCAGACACAUUCCCCACAGGCCUGCGGCAGACACUCAGGCGUUCGUGAACGACGUAGCGUUCCACCUGGUGCGGCUGCAGGAGGAGAACAUGGUCCUGAAGCCGUGGUCCCUGAUCUCCACGCUGCUCCUACAGAACCCCCAGGGCGUGGAGCUGACCGCUCUCAGCCAGCAGACCGACUGGCUCCGGCGUCUAGCGCUCAGCUUCGGGGCGUUCCUGGACUGGCCGGACGGCGAAGCGUGCAGUAAGGUUGUCAGCUCCAGUCUGAGCGUGCACAGGAACUUGGCGUGCGUGUCCGGUGGGCGUGUGCAGCUGGUCGUUCCUGAGGCGCCCGGGGCGGGGCUGAGUCCAGAAGAGGCGGAGUUUAACCGAGCGGUCAUCGUGCUGUCCUGCGCGUCCUACAGGAACCAGACGCUGCACGUCUUCGUGAGGCCGGCUCUCCUGGCUGUAGCCAUGCACGCCGCAAACUCCAGCAGGAGAGACGAGGUCUACAAGUGCUUUAACUUCCUAAGGAACAUUUUCUCCAAUGAGUUCAUACUUUGUCCCGGAGCGUCUGUGCAGGACUUUGAGGAAGCGUGUUGCUUGUUGGUGAAGUGCGGCGCCAUACAGGAGUUACAGCAGGAAGUUGUGAUGUCAUCGAGCGGAGAGAGGACGCUGUCCUUCCUGUGUUUGCUAAUGGAGCCGUUCCUGCAGGGGUACCAGGUGGUGUGUCGGUACCUGUGUGAGGACGCGCAGGAGGAUCUCCCCGAGAAGACCUUUCUUAUCGCUGUGAGGAACUUUGCUCUCCGGCUCAUCCUAGCAGGGAGUCUGAGGUAUCACGAAGCCUUGUCAUCUGAUUUGCAGAAGAACGCUCUGGCUGUGCUGGUGCACCUGAAAGCUGUCGAGAAGGUUAAAGACGGCGAUCAGGUGACGCUGAAGAUCAACAAGGUGACGGUGAAUGCGUUGGAGGACAUGCUGGGGGGUAAAAUUCCCACCCAAAAGCCUGUCGUCGCUCGGCUGUAAGCACAUACACACACGCGCACACAUUUUUUUUCCUCCAAGUGUGCCUCAACUGCCUACAUUAGCAUAAUUUUUGCGUCACGGCUCCACCGGCUACAAGGACUGUUUGUCAUCGAGCUUUAAGAAACCGUAACCAUCUGGGACGUGCUAUCUCUCUCUCACACACACACACACACACACACACACACACACAGCUUCAGACUUGGUAUCCUGCUGUGUGAUCAAUGCAUCAGUUUUGAACUACGCCGAACUUUCAUCAUCAGCUGUCACUCUUUGUGGUUUCGCCAAAUUUACUUAGUUACUCUUCUGUCUGCUUUCUUUAUUUAAAGAAAAUGUUCGAAAGCUCUAUUUAUGAACUGGAAUUUUUCUUUUUUUUUGUUGUUGAUGUUUUUAUGUUUGAGCAGCAUCAGGUGCUUGCAUUUUGUUUCUUGAUGAAACGCUGCCAUAAAAAAGUGAACCAGAAUUUUCUAGAUGAGAAUAUGCAAAAAAAAAACUCUAAUAGAAAUACUUUUUUUAUUACAUAUCCAAAUAUAUUUGUUUGUUGUUUAUCUAAUUUAAAUUACAAGGUUUAAUGUGCUUGAUUUAUAUUUAAAAUUUUUGUAGAAACGGCCAUAAGUAGAUAUAUCCAGAAAACAGUUUGAUUUUGUAAGUAAGGGGGGGCCGGGAUACAAUCGGGUACAUUUUAAUAUUAAACUGGGAUAUUUUGUACUUAAUUUGGAUUUGGGAUAUUUGACCAAAUUCAUUGAAUAUCACGCUUAAGUUUCAAUUCAGGCAAGGAUAUUUGGUAAAAGGUUUGGAUUUGGUCUGUAAUUUCUAGCUCAACAUAAUGGGUUUGGUCUGGAAUAUCAUGCUAAAGUUUCUAAUUGGUCUGGGAUGCUUGGUUUGAAAAAAAAGUUGCCUUUGGUAAUAAUUUUGGAUUUUGUUUGGGAUAUUUAGUUUUAAAAAGUUUGGAUUUGAUCUGGCACAUUUGGGAAAUUUGGUUUUAAAAAAAGUUUGGAUUUAUUAGGGGAUAUUUAGUAAAAAGUUUGGAUUUGUAAUGGAAACUGUGGGAAAAGUUUGGAUUUGGUCUGGAGUACUUGGUGUGGGAGGGGUUGGAUUUAGUAUGGGGUACUGGGGGGGCGUAUUUGGGUUUGGUGUAGGAAAAAGUUUUGGUGUAGGAAAAAGUUUUGAUUUGUCAUGGGAAAUUUAGGAAAAUGUUCAGAUUCUGUAUAUGGUAUUUGGUAAAAGUUUGGAUUCGUUUGGGAAAUUUGGGAAAAGUUUGUUUUGGAAAAUUUGGUUUAAAAAAAGUUUGUAUUUGUUAUGGGGUAUUUAGUAAAUAGUAUGGAGUCGGCAUAGGGUAUUGGGUAAAAGUAUGGAUUUGGUCUGGGAUGUGUCUGGGUAUGCCUAGGAUAUCUUACUGAAGCUUGAUUUUAGUCUGGUGUUAAAGAUUAGAUUUGGUCUAAAAAAAAAAAAUAGAUAAACCCUACACAGGAUCUGAAAUAUUUGGCUAAAUUUAGAUUUCGUCAGAGGUAUCUGAUUAAGUAUGGUUGGUGUUUGGUAUAUGUGUACAUUAGCCUUUUUUUAUAUCCACUUCUCUAACCAACGUCUCAGUGUUUUAAAGCCAUAUUUCAGUUUCUUUAUAUUUUGUUUUAAAGCCAUUAGGCAAGAAUAUUAUGUAAAAAAAAAAACAUUUUAUGUAUUAUUUAUAGAUCUAUCAUAUUACAGUAUUCAGAUAGUGCCAACAAAGCAGUCAAAACAUCUCAUGAAAAGCUAUGCAUUAAGAUACACAAAGGUUUCUCAUGAUGUAAUGUUUACUGAUCUUCAUGGUGAAUUGUCACGUCGCCCAACCCAGGAACCAUGUGUUUGAACUUGUAACUAGAUUAAACGCAUUAUUUACUUGGUAACAGUUCUGAUAUGAGCAUGAUGUAAACAAAUCAUGACAGAUCAAGGGCAGAAAUGAGGUAAUGUCAUAAACAUUCAGACACAACCUUAUAGUGUAAGUCCAAAACCUUCAGACGCAUGACCACUGCUACUGAUUUUAGACAUCUGUCUUGAAGUUGUCAUGAGAACGGUGCUUUGAUAGAGUUUUAUAAGGCGGAGUUUAGAUUAUGUGCAUGUGCGUGGGGUGGGGGGGGGUGUUAUUUACAGCUGAUUGUACUAAAAAAUAAAAGGUCAUUAUUAUAUGAUUAUUAUAGUGUGCCAAAUGUAUUUUGAAACUCUGUUUUAUUGAAGUCCACUCAGGGCAUUUUUGUUUUUUUUUUUCUUUCUUUUUUUUGCUUAACGUUGCUUUAAAACCCAAAUUCUUCUCCAUCUGCUACAUGGUGUCUUAGUAAGUGAACUUUGUCACAUUAGGACAUGUCUAACGAGUUCCUGUUUUUAAUCCCUGUUUUUUCUGUCCUAAAUCCUAAGCAAAAGAGAUGAAGACCUGACUGUAAAUUUAUUUGAUGCUUUUACUGUAAUGUCUUUGCCAACAACGAACUCUUUUGCCAAAGUCACUUCCUGUUACUGAUAUUUGUGUGCUUUUGUUUUGCGGUGCGUUUGAAGCAUUACUGAUUCAGUCUAAUUUCACGGUUUGACAGCGUUUGUCUAAUGAAUAUUGAUUGUGUGUGUGUGUGUGUGAAUGUGGUAUUAAAUCUGUAAUGACAAUAAAGUUUGAUAAUUGA
This is a messenger RNA of Clarias gariepinus (North African catfish), 4760 nucleotides long. It is a transcript of the gene gnpat, whose product is annotated as glyceronephosphate O-acyltransferase. Gene Ontology annotation, cellular component: mitochondrial membrane; peroxisomal membrane. Lineage: Eukaryota; Metazoa; Chordata; Actinopteri; Siluriformes; Clariidae. Gene Ontology annotation, molecular function: glycerone-phosphate O-acyltransferase activity. Bases 115 to 2121 code for a protein of 668 amino acids. The record is from RefSeq and is a predicted model, not a curated record. The transcript has 16 exons. Gene Ontology annotation, biological process: ether lipid biosynthetic process.